AAAAAUUGCAUUGAAAAAAAAUUUAUUAAAACAAAAAAUCGUUGAAUAAUUUUUAGAGAAUGCAACAACUAACACAGUAAACAAAAUACUGCUGGGGCUAGCAGAGUGGCAGUUUGUUGUAUAGCAUACUGACGUUUUUGUGUGUUUUAAUGGGAAUAUGGCAUCGGGUACAAUUUUUUUCAAGGUGACAGACUCUACUAUAAGCUCUGAAUGCUAGUAGCUUACCUACUAGCUGAGCUGCCGUUCGUUCGUUGUGUUGAGUGUGCUGGCUGCAGUUUUAGAAAAAUUGUUUACAUACUCAUACUCUUGUUGUUACGUUACACUAUUGUUUCGUUGUUGUUUUUUUUUUUUUUUGUCAAAAUGCAUUCAUAAACAAUUAAAUAUAAGAGAGUUUUUCUAUUAUAUUCCAUGAAACAAAACAAAAAAAGCACAAAAAUCCACCAAGUCAGUAAAAAAAAACUGAUUUAAGUUUCUGCUUACUGUCGCCCAUACCUAUACUUACACCACCCUUCUCUUUACCCGUGUCCGACGCCACCUCCUCUCACCGCGCCGCCCCACUGUGCCUAACCCGCGCCCCGUGAAGCUAAAAAAAAAAAAGUAUUUUUUUGCUGCUUAAUGCAUUCAUUUUGUUGCAGUGAAGUAUUGUUUUUUUUUUGUUCUUCUUGGAAAGUGUACAUAUUCACGGGUGCUGUACUAUAGUGUAUAGAGAGGAGUGUGAUGUUCUUCGCUGUGCAGUGACCUCUUUUUUUUAAAUUUUAAAUGAAAAACAGCUAAGAAGUAGGUAGUAGAAAAAAAAAAGAACAAAAAAAAAAACAAAACUUAAAUUACACAAAACCUCUUCCGAGUUGAGAAAUAUAGUACAUAUAUAAAUUAGCAAGCUGGAACCAUAUGAGCUAAGUACGAUGUACACGUAUGCAUCGCCACCACCACCCGAUGGUGGGGUUGUUGGUCAUCCUGCCGCCCAUCAUCAUUAUGGUAUAUCGCCGGCAUAUUUACAAGCAGCAGCAGCAGCAGCUACAUCAUCAUCAUCGCCUCACCAUCAACCAACGACGCAUCAUAAUUUAAGUAGUCCUAGUCCCUUGUCGACGGCCUCCACAUCGAUAUCAACAAUUGGGGCAGCUGUUGCUGGUGGAAUGGUUGCCCCAAAUCAUAAUUCACAUAUUAGUAAUGUUGUUGUACCUUCGCCAGGAUCAAAUUUAUCUGGGAAUUCAGUAACGGGUGGUGAUUUAGGAGGAGGUGGUGGAGGUGGAAUGGGAUCUAAUAUGCAUGUUGAUUUACAUCAUCAUGUUGAUUCACAACAACAACAACAACAACAACAACUUACGGAACUAUCUGCCUCACAAUCAAAAAGAAGAAGAUCAGAUGAAGAAGAGCCAAGCGCUAAUAAGUACAACAGAAUGGAUGAUGAAAAUAUACAAGAUAAAGAGCGGUUCGCUAGUCGAGAGAACCACUGUGAGAUCGAAAGAAGGCGUAGAAAUAAGAUGACUGCAUACAUAACAGAAUUAUCGGAUAUGGUGCCAACAUGUAGUGCUUUAGCAAGGAAACCUGAUAAAUUGACAAUACUGCGUAUGGCGGUGGCACAUAUGAAAGCUCUUAGAGGAACCGGCAACACCAGUAGCGAUGGAACUUACAAGCCAUCAUUUCUUACGGACCAGGAACUUAAACAUUUAAUAUUAGAAGCCGCUGAUGGUUUUCUUUUUGUUGUAUCAUGUGAUUCUGGUAGAGUUAUUUAUGUAUCGGAUUCAGUAACGCCGGUAUUGAAUUACACUCAAUCGGAUUGGUAUGGCACAAGUCUAUACGAUCACAUACAUCCCGAUGAUCGUGAGAAAAUUCGCGAACAACUUUCCACACAAGAACCGCAAAAUACUGGACGUAUAUUAGACCUCAAAACCGGCACAGUGAAGAAAGAAGGACAUCAAUCUUCAAUGAGACUAAGUAUGGGUGCUAGACGUGGCUUUAUCUGUCGCAUGCGUGUUGGAAAUGUUAAUCCAGAAUCAAUGGUUGCUGGACAUUUGAAUCGUUUAAAGCAACGCAACUCACUAGGUCCAUCACGUGAUGGACAAAAUUUUGCUGUUGUUCAUUGUACGGGCUACAUCAAAAAUUGGCCACCAACCGAUAUGUUCCCUGGCGUACACAUGGAUCGAUCCGGUGAUGAUGAUGUUCAUUCAUCACAUUGUUGUUUAGUUGCGAUAGGACGAUUGCAAGUAACAUCAACAGCAUCAUCGGAUUUAACCAGUUCCAAUAACCAAUCGGAAUUUAUUUCACGUCAUGCCAUGGAUGGAAAAUUUACCUUUGUCGAUCAACGAGUCUUGAAUAUUCUCGGUUAUACACCAACUGAUUUAUUGGGCAAGAGUUGUUAUGACUUUUUUCAUCCUGAAGAUCAUAGUCAUAUGAAGGAGAGUUUUGAGCAAGUGCUUAAGCAAAAAGGUCAGAUGUUUUCGCUGAUGUAUCGCUUUAGAGCGAAAAAUCGAGAUUAUGUUUGGUUGCGAACUCAGGCAUAUGCCUUCCUCAAUCCCUAUACUGAUGAGGUGGAGUAUAUUGUUUGUACAAAUAGUUCAGGAAAAACAAUUCAUUCCACUGGUCAUGAGAAUACAACACCAGAUCAUUCAGAGCAUGUGUAUGUAACACCAGGAGUUGAUUACACUCUGCCACAGAAUGCCCGUCGGGAUCAAACUCCAAAUGCUUCAGCUGGCGGCGGUGGUACUCCUCAGGUUGUGUAUAAUACUCACAGUAUGAUUGGAGGACACAUACAACAAGGACAAAAUAAUGUACAACGUCCAGCAAGUGCACAAAAUCCUGUACCUUAUAAUUAUGAAACAGCGACGCAUUCACCAUUAGGAUAUGGAUCACCUGGUGCUCCAACAGCUAAUGCAGCCCACCUCGCAAGAAUACCAAAAGCAAAUACAUCGCCAACACCAGCAGCGGCUGCUUGGUCUCUGAGACAACAGCAGCCAGUCACAGAAGGCUAUCAAUACCAACAGAUGAGCCCGUCUAGAUCACCGAGUGGGCCAACAUAUACCCAGCUAAGUGCUGGCAAUUCUCGUCAGACAACAGCAUACCAUACAAGUGCUCAAACUCCACAAUCAAAUGCCGGAAUCUGGGGAUGGCAGAAUUCUGGUCAAACCGCAGAUCCUGGACCUGGUUCAAGUGGAUCUGGUGGAGGACAUCCCCCGCCAGUCGGAAGUCAAUCACAUCAUCCGCCUCACGUUCAAGGGCAACCACAAGAACUUUCUGAUAUGUUGCAGAUGCUAGAUCAGAGUGGAACCACUACUUUCGAGGAUCUCAACAUCAACAUGUUUAAUACGCCAUUCGAAUAAUAAGAAAAACUAAAAAAAAAAAAGAAAACCUCCAUUUGUCUUAAAAAGCUUCUAACAGCUUCUAUUGGCUGAUGCAACGAGUCUUAAUCAAGUCUCUUUCUAUUUUUUACAAUAAGGACGACAUCGAGAACAGACUUGUUGUUGAGUUAACAGGAUCUGUAUGUACAUCUCAUAAACAAAACAAAACUUAGAUAUAUAUGUAUAUUUAAAGAGAAUUAAAAAAAAAGGAAUAUUGAAAAGGCAUUUUUUUCGCUGCAUUUCAAAAAAAAAAAAAAAAAAAAAACAAACAAACAAACCAACUGGUUGAAAAAACCUUUCUUGGUUUAAUUCCUAGUUUAAAAAACAAAUUAUGAACUUUUUUUAAUUGUAUACACGACACGCACAGUUUAUCCAAUUUUUCUUCUCAUAACGGCUAUUUAGUGCAAUCAUUGUAUUUUAUUUUUAAUUUUUUUAUGGAAAUCAUUAUAUUUUUUUCUACAUCCAGAUUGACAUGAAUAAUUCCAAUAAAAUUACAUUUUUUACGAUAGAAAGCAUAAUCAUGACAUCUAUGCUUUUGACUCUUCAUGAAAAUACCAUCUCUCGCUAGCAUUUAGCAGCGACUCAAUUCACACUCUGGGAGGAAAAA
Molecule: messenger RNA, 3942 nt
Organism: Episyrphus balteatus (marmalade hoverfly)
Lineage: Eukaryota; Metazoa; Arthropoda; Insecta; Diptera; Syrphidae
Gene: tgo
Product: aryl hydrocarbon receptor nuclear translocator homolog
Exons: 8
Coding region: 903-3317 (804 amino acids)
Biological process (GO): regulation of transcription by RNA polymerase II
Cellular component (GO): nucleus; cytoplasm; aryl hydrocarbon receptor complex
Molecular function (GO): DNA-binding transcription factor activity, RNA polymerase II-specific; RNA polymerase II cis-regulatory region sequence-specific DNA binding; protein dimerization activity
Source: RefSeq, a predicted model, not a curated record